Messenger RNA from Linum trigynum, 2471 nucleotides. The record is from the annotation of a GenBank genome assembly. Lineage: Eukaryota; Viridiplantae; Streptophyta; Magnoliopsida; Malpighiales; Linaceae.
GUAUAAUAUAAGGGCUUUGGAGAGAAUAAUCUUAGCUAAGGGACUUGUGUGUAAUCUUUGCUUUAGUACAUAAACUAAAAUGUAUUUAACCUAACCUAGUGAGGGAUCUAGCAAACAGAACGGCGGAAGGAGGGAAAUCGGGAGGCUCUAGACUUCACUCUUCAGUGAAUAGAUUGAAAGGAAGAGAAAAGGAGGGUCUAAUCGAGCAUCCGACGCCGGUCGUAGGCGCCGCCUUCGGCUACCUAUCACUGCCGAUUGGAGAAGCUAUUGCUGGAUUUCAUGGUGUUCUGUGCUUCGAUGUGCGAGUUGUGAAGUAUCUCCCUCUUAAGCAUUUGCUAUUCGAGUAAGAAGCCGAGCUGUCGCUGUUCCGUUGAUUUUUGUUUGGUGCGAAUGCUUUGACGCUCUAGUGUUUUCCCGUAAGCUUCAAGUUUCGAGCUUUUCGAUGCCUUCGUUUAAUUAUUGACUGGCUAAAUAUAAACUCAAAUCAGGCUUAAGCUGGGAUUAACGGCUUCCAAUGCCCUUUAGCUUCACCCUUGCUGCAUUUGCUUAUCUCUGAAAUUGUGGAUUUCAAUGUCAUUUGUAAUGUUGCUCUCCCUCUGCAACUUGAAGGCUAAGUUUGGUUGUUUGUUGGUGAAGGGAAGCAAAGCUUGAAAAACCUUCAUACUUAUCAAACUUAACUUUGGGAUAAUGGAGUGUGUGGUUCAAGGAAUAAUCGAGACUCAGCAUGUGGAGGCGCUAGAGAUACUUUUGCAGGGUCUUUGUGGAGUUCACAGAGAACGUUUAAGGGUCCAUGAGUUAUGCCUCAAAAGCGGUCCUAAUCUAGGACCAGUUGCUUCUGAAGUUCGGCUGUUGUGCGACCUUGAGCAUUCUGAACCCACUUGGACUGUUAAACAUAUUGGGGGUGCAAUGAGGGGAGCUGGUGCUGACCAGAUUUCUGUCCUUGUAAGGAGUAUGAUAGAGAGCAAAGCAAGCAAGAAUGUUCUUCGUUUGUUCUACGGUCUUGGUUACAAGCUGGAGAAUGAGUUACUAAGGGUUGGAUUUGCCUUCCACUUCCAAAGGGGUGCUCAAAUAACCGUUACAGUGUCGUCUAUUAAUAAGAUGCUGAAACUGCAUGCCACAGAUGAGGCUGUACCUGUAACCCCUGGCAUACAGCUUGUUGAAGUAACAGCCCCUGCAACACCAGAGAAUUAUUCUGAAGUAGUUGCUGCAGUCUCGUCCUUCUGUGAAUAUCUUGCGCCGCUUCUGCAUUUAUCAAAGCCAGGUAUCUCAACAGGGGUUGUUCCUACUGCUGCGGCUGCUGCAGCAUCACUAAUGUCUGAUGGUGGGGGCACAACCUUAUAGCCUACAAGGUAAAUGUGUCAAGAGUAAAAAGUUAAGGAGGUGACUGUCGGUUCAAUCUUUUCAUAGCAAUUGUGUCUGUCGGUUCAACCUUUCGCUGGAUUUUGUUGCAGGUAUGCUCCUUUUUACAUGUUCCAUUCUGUAGUUAGUUAGGUUCUACAACCUUAAAAGGCAGUGAAAGUUUGAGACAAACACCAGUUCGUGUCUUCAUGUUUAUGGUGAAAUGUUAUCCAUAAGUUCAUCACUGAAUUUGUCGACGUGAUUCUUCUGAACUGUCCCUCCUCUUUUUUUCUUACUCCCCUAGAAUUGCAAGUCUGUUGGUGAUGGACAUGAUGGUUAUAUAUAUAGUAAAAGGUGUGACCAGUCAAGGUAAUGGCAGCAGAACGGUGCUGAAAGGUUUGGUGAGAUGGGAGAGGGCCCUUGUCCUUUGCAUUAGUUGCUGCAUUGAGACUGUCGCAACCUCUCCUACAAUAGAAUUCGGGUUGAAAGAAAAGGCAUGGCUGCGUUCUAGCAUUGAACGUCAGCCUAGACUUGCUCCCAACAUUUCAUUUGUUCAUGCCCCAAUCUCUCUCAGCAGGUCGUUCGUUGUUGCCAUAUCUGACUGCUUUGAUCGACCCGUCAAUGCUGAUCCAUCAUCAACUUAGACAUUCUUUUCGAUUUCUCUUUGCCUCAAUUAUUAGAUCUGUGAAGCCUGAAGGGUUGAUUUUCAAGCAUGGGCAAAGACAAUUCGUUAGGAAUUGGUCUGUCUAUCUGUUGUCUGAUGAAGAGAGGAAAUAUGAGAAAGUGAGUUUGGUGUCAAUGCCAGGGGCGGUUGACUCUGUUGAAUAGAUGACGUGCAAAGAAGCAAACCGAGUGUCAAAGCACAUGUUGGGUCCUUGGGACAAGAUUUGAUAAAUUAUAUAUAACUAGGUGGCGAUGCCUCGCCUUGUCGCGGGGCGGAGAUGGUAUAUGAGCAUGUAGUGACCCGUUAUGGUGUUUGUUUGUAUUAUUAGUCUAAACUUAAUUUUUUUAUUAGCAGUUUUGUUAGUAAUAUUGACUUGACAUUACGAUAUUAACUGAGAAGAGAUAUAUGGCGGUCAACAUCCAAUUUAAAUAUUUUUGAAAAAUUUGGCUAAUAAAUGAUAUUUACCUAA